AUGGGCUAUUCAUGGCCAGAAGCAGCCCGCGAGCGGGACCUCCACAGGUUUGGUUUGUGCAAUGAACACACUUCUGCUGCAGCUAAGGAUGCACUUAGAUACUACCGCCCAUGGCUCGAUGCACAGAGCCUGGUUGAUGCUGCCGACGGUUCUGGUAAAGGCCUGACCUACUCUGGCUACCAGCCCCAGACGUCGCGCGACCGCUCCCUGACUGCCUUUGCGCAGCUCGCCACGCUACGUCUGGACACGCGCCGGGCUAUGGUCUCGCUCAUCGACUCGCACCACCAGUACAUUCUUGCCGAGGCCACUCGCACCCUCUCGCUGUUCAAGCCUGUCGCCGAAGAGCCCGAAGACGAGGUAUGGCUGGGCAACGCCAUCUUGACCAAGACCGACGCUGUCUGCUACCACACCUUUGCCUCGACGUAUACUGCCAAGGAGGAGGAUGGAAGCACAAUCACAGGCGAAUGCAUGGUCAUACCCGACUGCAGACUAGACCCUAGGUUCGCCGACAAGGACUAUGUCAAGGGCGAGCCUGGCGUUCGAUUCUACGCUGGAGUACCCAUCAUCACCAAGGCAGGUCAUCGCAUUGGCGUUUAUGCCGUGUCUGAUGAGAAGCCCCGUGAGGCUAUCAGUGCUGGCGAACUGCGCUUUAUGCAGGAUGUCUCCGCUGCCGUCAUGGAGCACCUCGAGCUGGCCAAAGACAGUAUGGACCGCAACAAGGGUGAGCGCAUGGUACGCGGCUUGACACAAUUCAUCGAGCGCUCCUCUGUCCAAGACAUACGCGAAGACGGUAACCGGCCCACGACUAUGGAGAAACAGACUGAGAAUGCGCGCUUGGUAGCCCUUGCCGAAGAAGAGGAAGAAGAAGGAUCCAAUACGGCUGCUCCUGUCAGACAAACCCUGCGCAAACGUGAUGCAGAAUCUGACGUAGCUCGCAUCUUCCACAGGGCCGCUCGUAUAAUACGUCAGAGCACUGAGGCCGACGGCGUCGUCUUCUUCGACACUUCAGCCGCUGGAAUAAGAACCCAUCUCUAUGACUACAACCGCAGUUCCGCUAGUAGCGACGAGAGUGCGACACACAACACUGACACUGGCGACUCGGCUGCCUCACGGAAGCACAAGAAACAGACAGCCAUCACUGCCGAUGGCGCAUCGGACGCAAAUGGUGCUGACAGCAAGCCCUGCCCUGUUGUUGGAUUGUCGUUACGUGAAGGAAACGCGGCCCUAGUGCACACAGACUUCAGCUUCAACGAAGCUGCCAUGGAACGCUAUAUACAUCGGUACCCGUACGGAAAAUUUUUCAACUAUAAUGAGGAUGGCAUCGGUGUUAAUUCUUCCGAUGAGAAGUCAGAACGCUCCGAGACUGAGCAGUCGGACCGCACACUCGACGGAUCCACCGCUAACACCAAGAAGCCGCGCAAGAAGCGAGAAAGAUUCAUCCCAACUGAAUUCCUAAAAGUCUUGCCCAAGGUCAGAAGCCUAAUAUUCCUGCCACUCUGGUGUCCGGCCACGGAACGAUGGAUUGCUGGUGGCUUUAUCUGGACAACCCAAGCCGGACGACUCAUGAGCCCAGACAACGAGCUGCCGUACCUACAAGCAUUUGGUAAUUCAGUGACCAGUGAAGUAGGCCGACUAAAUGCUCAGAAGGCGGAUCGUGCCAAAACUACCUUCAUUGCCUCCAUAUCGCACGAGCUACGUUCGCCACUCCAUGGUAUUCUCGGCUCUGUUGAAUUUUUACGCGAGACCGUGGCAUCGGCAUAUCAAGAGUCUCUAGUUUCUUCCAUCGAGACAUGCGGCAAAACAUUGCUUGAUACAAUUGACCAUGUGCUUGACUACGCAAAGAUCAACAAAUUACAAAAGGUCGCUGGGCAGAACAAGCGAAGCCUGGGGCGGAGCAGGAGACAACCUGCUGACAAUUCCAUCCUUGGUGUUACCUCUGACUUUGAUCUAGCGCAAUUGGUCGAGGAGGUCUGUGACACUGUGUGUGCCGGUCACACCUUCAGAAAGACUCACCACGUCCGAGGAUCCGCCAUCUAUGAUCAGGCUGAGAGCAAAGCUGCGAAUAGCUCGAUACAAGACGCAAAUGGCAAUAAUGAUGUGGAGGGCAGAGAUACGCAUGGAUCCGUCGCUGUCUCUUUGAUCGUAGCCCCCUAUGUUAGCUGGAUAGUGCGAUCGCAACCCGGCGCCCUGCGACGUAUCGUUAUGAACUUACUGGGCAAUGCACUGAAGUAUACGGACUCCGGUUAUAUCGCCAUCAAGAUGCUACAACACAAAAGCUCAGCCGACGUCAUGGACUUGUCUCUUAGUGUGGAAGACUCCGGCAGAGGAAUGUCGCAGGAAUACCAGCGAACGAAAUUGUUUUCUCCAUUCAGCCAAGAGGAUCCAUUCAGCUCUGGUACCGGGUUGGGCCUUUCGAUUGUCAAGCAAAUCAUAGAAUCCUUGAAGGGCGAGAUCGAAGUGAGGAGUACUCACAACGUCGGCACUGUCAUCAAGAUCAAUAUACGUCUGCCGAUUGGAUCCAAGGAGAACGCGCAGCAAGAUCUUGCUCUUGUUCGGGCACCUCGGGAGCUGAAGGACACGUCUGUCUCGAUUGCUUGCGACAUGACUGACACUCAAGGUGGCGAACGAGGACUCAAAACCAAAGAGUCCAUGGAAAACGCGUGCAAGAAUUUCGACAUGAAGAUUGUUGCGUCGAAGCAUUCCGACGCUGACAUAUCGGUCACUGAUAUCGACUUCCUGCUUAUAGACUCCCCCUCUCUCUACCAGCUGAUACAGAAGUCGAACUCCCAUCGUUCUAACAAGUCACCGCUGGGCGUGGUUUGUGUCUGCACAGAUACUUCAGAGAAAACUGCAGUGGAGACUCAGCUCGCGAGACAGGUUGAGGCGCUUGGCUGGCUUAUGGAAAUAGUCACCCAGCCCUGUGGACCUCGAAAGCUUGCCCGAUCACUUCUAUCUUGCCAGAAGCGUGCCUCGCAACACAACAAUGAGCGACCCAUUAGUCGAUCGAUGAGCUCCUCCAUAGUACAACCUGAAUUCCAGUCCCUCGCCCCGCCUCGCGUUCUAUCUCAGCGGAGUCUCAGCGACAUGUUCCCACAAGACAUCUCGACGCGACAAGCCGACAAUGUAGCUGGAGGCCCUUCUCCACCCCCACCUCGCCCCUUUCCAUCCAUUACAACCCCUUUGAGUCCCACCCCAAGCGAGAGCGGCGAAUACUUUAAUCCACGAAUUCUCCUCGUAGACGACAACGCCAUCAACUUGAAGCUCCUCGUCGUUUUCGCCAAGCGACAAAAUCUGCGUUACGUCGAAGCAACCAACGGUCUCGAAGCAUUCGAAACCUUCAAAUCAGAAGCUACUUCUUCUUCCCCACCAGCUCGUCCUUUCGACUUUAUACUCAUGGACCUGAGUAUGCCCGUAAUGGAUGGCCUGACGAGUACACGGCACAUUCGCCAGUUUGAGAGCAAGAACGGACUACCCAAGUCACAUAUCGUGGCACUCACUGGACUGGCAAGUGCGCAGGACCAGAAAGAUGCGCACGAGGCAGGUGUGGAUAUGUACCUUGUUAAACCAGUCAAGUUCGCGGAUAUCAAGCGUGUUUUCGGCGGAAAGUGA
This is a messenger RNA of Alternaria atra, 3609 nucleotides long. RefSeq lists its product as uncharacterized. The record is from RefSeq and is a predicted model, not a curated record. The transcript is spliced from 2 exons. Gene Ontology annotation, molecular function: phosphorelay sensor kinase activity; protein binding; histidine phosphotransfer kinase activity. NCBI's taxonomy places the organism in Eukaryota, Fungi, Ascomycota, Dothideomycetes, Pleosporales, Pleosporaceae. The coding region runs from base 1 to 3609 and encodes 1202 amino acids. Gene Ontology annotation, biological process: phosphorelay signal transduction system; protein autophosphorylation.